CGUAUAUCGAUAUUCGAUUGGCGAUUGAUUCGAUAUAAAAAAUAAAAUUGUUUAAUUUAGCAAAACAAAAGGAAAAUGGAGCCUAAUGACGAAGUGGUAGAACGCCAGAAACUCGUGCCAAACGAUGUGGAAACAGAGGAAGAAGCUCAAAGCCAAAGCGCACCGAAAUCAGCUCAAACCCCUGCCUCGCCCGCGGUGCCAAAUAUCAAAAUCAAAGGCAUAUCCAGUGGGGACACCACACGUAGCCGGAACUCUGCCUCCUGCUCCAUAGAGCGUACCAUAUCCGAAAAGGACAAGGAGAAGGGACAACAGCCCACUGCCACCAAGGUGACCUAUGUAAAUGAGAGACGAGCACGCCCCCAGGCCCAGGGCGGCAGCGGUGGUGCUGGCGAUGAACGUUUCGAGUUCAAAACGAGGCCACGCAAAUUGCUCAAAGAUGGCGAUGCAUUGGAGCCCACACACAGCAGUGCAAAUAGUUUGAAUGCCAUUACAUUGGUGAGCAGCGAGUGGCUAUCACCAGAUCCAACUGUCACAGCCAACAACAACCCCGCCACCAGCACCACCACCACGAAUAACAACAAUGACAGCACAAAACCCAACCACAAUGACACCAGCAAUACGUGUAGCAAUAAUAAUAAUAAUAAUAAUAAUAGCAAUACAAAUACACCGCGAUCGCAGCGUCGCAAAGUACCGCCAACGGCAACGGCAACAGCAACAGCAGCCGCGCCAGCAGCAGCAGCAGCAUCGAUGCCAAAUGCCAGCGUACAUAGCGACAAAUUUGAUGAUCGUCCAAUAAAACAUCAUUCCUUUGUCUCCGAAGUGCCCGAUGUGAAGCAUAUGGAACGCGCACUCCUCGGCCUGCUGGAUGACUUUCAUUCGGGCAAGCUGAAGGCAUUCGCAGGCUCUGGCUGCACCAUGGACCAGAUGACCAAGAUACGGGAGCAGCAGGAGAGUCUGGCCAAAUUGCAUUUCGAACUGGCUGCCGCCGAGGAGGAUUCCCUGGAGCAUGGCAACGAGUUCAACACGAACAAGGCGCAGGAGAAUAUGCUGCAGCUGAUGCAGCGCCUUGAACAAUUGUCCAUCUCCAUUGAGCAGCUGCAGACGAGUCACACGGGUCUCUGAGACUUGGCCCAGCCCCAAAGGGGGGACACACGCCUGCUCUGGCUCUGAACACGAACAUGAACACACACACACACACAUACACGCAAUGGGAUUCAAACAUGUUUUUACACAGGAGAUUAGCAAAAAAAAACAAAAAACAAAAAACAAUAAAAAAGUUUUCAAUAUUUGUAGGAUUUGUGUAAAUAUCUAAGUUGUAUGCUUAAGUAAUAGGACUCGGAUAAGCUUCUUAUGCUAACUAAGACUUGGCACACUCGCAGUGAUUGUGAAUUAAUUUAAAUUUAGGUUUCUUUCGCCCAGCAAAGACAGUGCCAAGUUGUAAUGUGCUAAAAACAAAAAACAAACAAAAAACCAUUGUAUUUCCAUUAAUUGGAAAGAUUUUUAUGCCUUUCGUUUGAGUGCUACAGAUUGGAAUUUGUUAUUCAGGCUUUUGCUUUGUUCUAGUUAUUUGCAAUAUACAUACAUACAUACACACAUGCAUACAUAAACCUACCUAUAUACAUACAUCGGAACCUAUUAAAGUUAUCAUUUUUAU
Drosophila obscura is the source of this 1654-nucleotide messenger RNA. Its product is annotated as coiled-coil domain-containing protein 28B. The record is from RefSeq and is a predicted model, not a curated record. NCBI's taxonomy places the organism in Eukaryota, Metazoa, Arthropoda, Insecta, Diptera, Drosophilidae. The coding region runs from base 76 to 1122 and encodes 348 amino acids. The transcript has 4 exons.